AAUGUGAAACUUUCCGUCCCACCUUCGAGAAAUAAUUCUCUCGCACGAUCUCCUCCCUAAUUUUCUCACAUUCCCUAUUUCCCUUCUUUCCUUCCCUAACCGGCUCGUCUAAUCCCUAGCUCCCUGGCUCCGAAAUCCCUGGCUCCCUGCCAUCGUCGCGCUCCGCCUGCCAUCCUCGCCGCUCUCAUGAAGUCUCAUGAACGAUUCUUGCCAACGCGGCUGCAAUGGACAUCGACGACCCCACGCUGGAGGCGCUGAGGACAUCGUACUUUGGUCGCUGCCACCCCCGCCUAGGCGAGAUCCAGCACCACCACGGCCGCCGGCGCCCGGUGCCACCACCGCCAAGGCGAGAUCCAGCACUACCUCGGUCACGCCGCCCUCCUCACCACAUAGUCGUGCGCGCCCGUCUGUCAUCCACCGCGUCCUCGCCGCCGGCAGCCCGCCUGCCCGCUCGCAUAUUCCCAUCGAGGAACCGUCGUCGCCCGUUAUCCCUCCGCAGCAUAUCCAGUCCCGGCCGCCAGGGAGUCUCUUCGCUGGGGCUCAAACACCUUGCAACUGCUCUGUGCUUCUCCGCUGGUGCAAUCGUACAAACACCCUGCAAGUCCAAGCUUUGCCAUGCGUAACGAAUCAUGGAUUUGAUUGGUGGUUGUGGAGGUAUAUGUGAUAUUUGUCCACAGUUGUGUUUGGCUAAUUUAUUUCGGUUGUCAUGUAUAGAUAUGUGGAAAAUAAUUUUAGCAAUGAAGGGUAUAAGCUUAAGAUAUACCUCAAAUGUACCAUCUGUGUACUAUGGCUGUCUAUUAUUUGUGACGAUAUGAUAUGAGAAAUUAAGAUGAACUUUUGUGACAAUGGGAAGUCAAGCAUAAUUAUUAAGUGCCCAUUUGUUAUGUGG
Messenger RNA from Lolium perenne, 889 nucleotides. The record is from RefSeq and is a predicted model, not a curated record. NCBI's taxonomy places the organism in Eukaryota, Viridiplantae, Streptophyta, Magnoliopsida, Poales, Poaceae.